AAAAUUAAGGCAGUUCAGAGUGAAAGAGAUCGUCUGUCAAUGCUACUUGCAGAAUACGUUGACGAUAUUGUAUUAAGCCAAAAUUCUCAUCCUACAACACAUCAUCUAUUUGAAGAAGCACCGGAAAUUAAUGAAGAGAGUGUUAAGAAUAUUCUUUCUUUUUAUGAAACUGGAAAAUUACGCUUUCAAGAGGUGCUUGCGGAAGAUGUAUACAAAACUAAACCCCGAACUUCCAAACGUCGUACACGGAAUAUAAAUCGUUAUACCUAUACAUAUUUUGAAAGUAUAAGAAAACAAAAACGUCGUCAAAUAGGCAAUCCUAUUCAAGAAUCAAUUGUUCAGCAGAAUACUUUAAUAUCGCAACAAACAUCGUCGUUGUCAUCCUCUACAACCAAUCCUUAUAAACGUCCAUGUCGUACUACCACAGAACCAGAAAAAACAAUACUUGCACAAUUGUUUGAACUUGAAGAUACAGUGUCUGAAAAUGAAAUCCAGAAAGUGCUAUCAGAACUUCUUACUGUCUCUCCAGAUUGGACAAAAGAAAGG
This is a messenger RNA of Racocetra fulgida, 546 nucleotides long. Lineage: Eukaryota; Fungi; Glomeromycota; Glomeromycetes; Diversisporales; Gigasporaceae. The record is from the annotation of a GenBank genome assembly.